Choloepus didactylus (southern two-toed sloth) is the source of this 751-nucleotide messenger RNA. RefSeq lists its product as uncharacterized. Bases 1 to 735 code for a protein of 244 amino acids. The transcript has 6 exons. NCBI's taxonomy places the organism in Eukaryota, Metazoa, Chordata, Mammalia, Pilosa, Megalonychidae. The record is from RefSeq and is a predicted model, not a curated record.
AUGCUCAGCCUACUCAAGAAAGGUUUGGAGGCUCCUAAGCUGCCGGGGCCUUUCACGAGUCUGCAGGCACACCCGCGCCCCGGGGGCGGGGUUGGCGGCGGAAGCUCUGCCCACUCUCCCCCAGCCUUCCUGCCAGCAGCUGCUGGGCCCGGGCCUCUGCUGAGGCAGUCUCUACUCCCCGCUGGGAAAUCCCACCCGGAUUUAGGAUCCCCGCGUCUCCUCACAGAACCCGCGCCCUCUGCCCGGAUUGUGUUCAUUGAAGAACAGGCAGCUGGCAUUGGGAAAAGUGCCACAAUAGUGGUUCAUCUUCACCCAGCACCUCCUAACAAAGAACCAGGUCCUUUCCAAAGUAGUGAGAAUUCCUAUAUCAAACUCUCCUUCAAAGAACAUGGCCAGAUUGAGAGUUUACAUCAGAAAACUCACAGCUUCCCGCCCGGCGCUCCCCUGUCUCUACCUGCUCAUGAUCCAGCCAUAAGGUCCUGUAUGGUGCUGCUUGAGAGGUGGAGGCUGACAGAGGAGGCAGGAGGAGGGGAGGAGCCCGGACGCUGCUGCUCUCCCAGUGCUCCCGGCCUUGCAGCUGCGUGUGUGAGCCCGAAGGGAAGGCCUGCAGCUGGGGGACAGGCUGCGGAGGGGCCCACGCUGGUGCUGCUGGAGGACGCGGCCACCGAGAUCUCAGACUGGAUGAGAAGUUCCCUCCCAGGCAGCAGUGUGGGCUGGGCCUCCCACAAAGAGUAGGACAGCCGCUCUGCCU